AUGGACGUGCUGAUCAGCCUCUCUCAUUAUUUGAUUUGAUUUCCUCCCUUCUCCCCCUUCCUCUUGCUUCUUCAACCUCCUUCAUAGUAGAGAUCUGAUCGGAGAGACAGGGAUAGGGAUACAGGCAGGAGAGAGGCUUAGAGAUUUUGCUGUAUGUCAGUAGACUGUGUCGAGGCUUGUUUUGGUGGAUUUGGAGAACUCGUCAACCCUCUUCAAUGGCCUCAGCUUCGCAAAAAGCGGCGCCAUGCGAUCACAACGGUCUUUCCGCUGCCGCCGUCGCCGGCUCUCUUCCAUCUCCGCCGGUCGCUGCCACCAUGGCCAAUGCGGUCGCCGGCUGGUCCGUUGGCAACGCCAACCGCGACGAUCAGCAAACCGCUAAGGUUGACUUGGAAUCCAUGAUCCGUCCUGUCGAUUCGCUUCCUGAUACGACCAAAAAGCCCGCAAACAAAGGGAUCUCUCUGAUGCCAAGGACUGAAACUAAACACCCUUUGGAUCCCUUAUCCGCAGCUGAGAUAUCCGUAGCAGUGGCAACUGUAAGGGCAGCUGGUGCAACCCCUGAGGUUAGAGAUGGUAUGCGUUUCAUCGAGGUUGUGUUGAUCGAACCAGAGAAACGUGUCGUCGCACUGGCUGAUGCUUACUUCUUUCCACCUUUCCAGCCAUCUUUACUUCCAAGAUUCAAAGGCGGACCUAUCAUUCCUACAAAGCUCCCUCCAAGGCGAGCUAGCCUUAUCGUUUAUAACAAAAAGUCAAAUGAGACAAGUGAAUGGAUAGUGGAGCUAUCUGAGGUUCAUGCCGUCACUCGAGGUGGGCAUCACAGGGGAAAAGUGGUUUCCUCACAAGUUAUUCCUGAUGUUCAGCCACCAAUGGAUGCGGCUGAAUAUGCUGAAUGUGAAGCCACUGUAAAAGACUUUCCUCCAUUUAGAGAGGCGAUGAAGAGGAGGGGUAUUGAAGACAUGGAUCUCGUGAUGGUUGAUCCCUGGUGUGUUGGUUAUUACAGUGAAGCUGACGCACCUAGCCGUAGGCUUGCAAAGCCACUCAUAUUUUGCCGUACAGAUAGUGACUCCCCAAUGGAAAAUGGUUAUGCCCGUCCAGUUGAGGGAAUUUAUGUGCUAGUAGACAUGCAAAACAUGGUUGUUAUUGAGUUUGAAGACCGUAAGUUUGUUCCGCUUCCCCAACCUGACCCUUUGAGGAAUUAUACCCCAGGGGAAACUAGAGGGGGUGUUGAUAGAAGUGAUGUUAAACCGCUCAACAUUGUACAACCUGAAGGUCCAAGCUUCCGCGUCAGGGAUUACUUUGUGGAAUGGCAGAAGUGGAAUUUUCGUAUCGGGUUCACUCCGAAAGAGGGUUUGGUAAUACAUUCAGUUGCAUAUGUUGAUGGAAGUCGAGGUCGAAGACCUGUUGCCCAUAGGCUAAGUUUCGUUGAGAUGGUUGUGCCUUAUGGGGAUCCUAAUGAUCCACACUACAGGAAAAAUGCCUUUGAUGCAGGGGAGGAUGGUCUCGGGAAAAAUGCACAUUCACUUAAGAAGGGAUGUGACUGUCUUGGCUUUAUCAAGUACUUCGAUGCUCAUUUCACAGACUUCACUGGAGGGGUUGAAACCAUUGAGAAUUGUGUGUGUUUGCAUGAAGAGGACCAUGGAAUUUUGUGGAAGCACCAAGACUGGAGAACAGGAUUAGCCGAAGUCCGAAGAUCUAGAAGGUUAACAGUGUCUUUUAUAUGCACUGUGGCUAACUACGAGUAUGGAUUCUACUGGCAUUUCUACCAGGAUGGAAAAAUAGAAGCUGAAGUAAAACUUACCGGUAUCCUCAGUCUAGGGGCUCUGCAGCCCGGAGAAACUCGAAAAUAUGGUACUACUAUUGCACCGGGAUUGUAUGCACCAGUCCAUCAGCAUUUCUUUGUUGCUCGCAUGGAUAUGGCUGUUGACUGCAAACCUGGUGAAGCUUUUAAUCAGGUUGUUGAGGUAAACGUCAGAGUUGAUGAGCCUGGCAAGAAUAAUGUUCAUAAUAAUGCGUUCUAUGCCGAAGAAAAGUUGCUUAGAACUGAGUUGGAGGCAAUGCGAGAUUGUGAUCCACUGUCUGCUCGCCAUUGGGUUGUAAGGAACACAAGGACUGUGAACAGGACAGGCCAAUUGACGGGGUACAAACUUGUACCUGGUUCAAACUGUUUGCCAUUAGCUCGUCCUGAGGCCAAGUUUUUGAGAAGAGCUACUUUCCUGAAGCAUAAUCUCUGGGUUACACCCUAUGAUCCCAAUGAGAUGUUUCCUGGUGGAGAGUUUCCGAACCAAAACCCGCGUGUUGGUGAAGGUCUUGCUACAUGGGUUAAGCAGAACAGAUCAUUGGAAGAAUCCGACAUUGUCCUCUGGUAUGUGUUCGGAAUAACUCACGUCCCCCGACUGGAAGAUUGGCCUGUUAUGCCCGUUGAGCAUAUUGGCUUCACGCUAAUGCCACAUGGGUUCUUCAACUGCUCUCCUGCGGUAGACGUACCUCCUAACCCUUGUGAAUUCGAAACUAAGGACAACGAUGUCAAGGACAAUGCGAUAUCCUCCAAACCGAUUCAGAGCGGCCUACUUGCGAAGCUUUGAAGAACGAACAUUUGUUUUCCUUGAAUAAAGCCGAGAAGAUCGCAGAGUGCUCAGUCUCAGGACUCUUGCCAUGUUUUUCUUUGGCUGCUUUUGUACUCUGAGACGGGUUUGUUUGAUUUUGCAAGAGACUUAGUUUUCUUGCAUUAAUAGCAUAACAGUCGGACAUUGUGUCGUGCUUACGAACAUGCCUGUUUGUUUUCCUGACAUGUUGUGUGAUACUGCUCAGACUUUUGAUGGAUUUGUUAAAUGCUGAAAAAUAUUAGCAAUGAGGUUUUAUUCAA
Molecule: messenger RNA, 2860 nt
Organism: Tarenaya hassleriana
Lineage: Eukaryota; Viridiplantae; Streptophyta; Magnoliopsida; Brassicales; Cleomaceae
Product: copper methylamine oxidase-like
Exons: 12
Coding region: 216-2579 (787 amino acids)
Biological process (GO): amine metabolic process
Molecular function (GO): primary methylamine oxidase activity; quinone binding; copper ion binding
Source: RefSeq, a predicted model, not a curated record